Molecule: messenger RNA, 945 nt
Organism: Solea solea (common sole)
Lineage: Eukaryota; Metazoa; Chordata; Actinopteri; Pleuronectiformes; Soleidae
Gene: mchr1b
Product: melanin-concentrating hormone receptor 1b
Exons: 2
Coding region: 1-945 (314 amino acids)
Biological process (GO): neuropeptide signaling pathway
Cellular component (GO): membrane; neuron projection
Molecular function (GO): melanin-concentrating hormone receptor activity; neuropeptide binding
Source: RefSeq, a predicted model, not a curated record
AUGUUUUCAAACCUAAAUGCAGCUUCGCCCUACUUGGUUCUGACCCUGGGGACGCUGAGUAAACCUGUCCCUGACGACCUGAGGGAUCAUGAGGUGUACAACAACAUGCUCAUGCCCAGCAUCUUUGGUGUCAUCUGUUUCUUUGGCAUCUUUGGAAACUGUAUCGUGGUCUACAUUAUAGUGAGGAAGACCAAGCAGUGCUGCCAGCAAACAGUGCCAGACAUAUUCAUCUUCAGUUUGUCUAUUGCAGACCUCCUCUUCCUCCUUGGUAUGCCCUUCCUCAUUCACCAGCUUGUGGGUAAUGGCUCGUGGUGGUUCGGUGGCCCCAUGUGCACUGUCCUCACCGCGCUUGAUUCCAACAGCCAGAUUGUCAGCACAUACAUCCUGACUGUGAUGAGUCUGGACCGAUAUCUGGCCACGGUGCAUCCCAUCCGCUUCAAACACGUCCGAACCCCCUUCAUGGCUGCAGCUGCUGUAGCUCUGGUGUGGGUCUUCUCUCUCAUCUCCAUCACACCAGUGUGGAUAUACACAGGACUCAUGCGACUGAAGGAUGGCUCAGUGGGCUGUGCCCUCCUGCUGCCCAACCCUGCCACAGACACGUACUGGUUCACCCUCUAUCAGUUCGUCUUGGCUUUUGCCCUGCCUUUGUCCAUAAUCUGUGGAGUCUUCUUCAAGAUUCUCCAAAACAUGUCUGCGACAGUUGCGCCGCUGCCCCAGCACAGCCGGAGGCUGCGGAAGAGAAAGGUGACCUGUAUGGCUGUUGCCAUUUGCCUGGCGUUCUUCAUAUGUUGGGCUCCGUACUACAUCCUGCAGUUGGUCCAUCUGGGAGUGCAGCGGCCCAGCUUCUCUUUCCUGUAUGCCUACAACAUUGCCAUCAGCAUGGGCUAUGCCAAUAGCUGCAUUGUGAGUCUGAGGAUGGCAGCAAUCGCCUCUCAUCCGUCAUAA